UCCUGCAUGACACUUCUCUUCAUUUUCCAAAGAAUUUCCCGGAAUCCUAAUAAUGGCAUAAUAGAGAUUUUCAUUGUCCCAAAAUACUUUCCUACGUACACCGGGGAUCGGAGGAUCCUCGGCGUGGGUUUUUCACAGCCCAUCAAGCCGAAAAAUCCCCGUGGGGGUGUGCAACAGGUGGAGGAAAAUUUCGAGACGUCGGGAAAUCGCAGCACGUGGAAGACAGGCCGGAAAAACAUCAAAACUGCCUUCCGGCCCUAUCAUAUAGGACAGUCCUGUUCCCGUUUGACCGUUAUUUGCUGGCUGCUUUUCCGACGACGCGAAACGGAAAAGUGAAAAGCGCACUUUUCCGAAUUUUCCGGCGACAGGAGGUGCGUCGGUUGAUUUUUUGUUUGUGUUUUAAACGGAGUGUUUUGGGAUGGUUUCGAUGUGGAUACUUUUGUUACUGUUCUGGAGUAUAGUUUUCGUCAGUAGUAAACCUACAAGGCCUGUAGAUCGUCAGCGCUGGGUUGAAAACAAAGCCAGAGAAGAAAUGUUGAACUCCUACCUCCAAAAUAAACAAGAUAGCUAUGAAAUUUUUCUACCAGAGAGCAUGCAGAAAUCAUAUUCAAAUGCAGACCUCGAUGACAUAAUUUUUCAACAACCUUCCCAAAAGAGAGCCUUGACCAUGUUUGGACGGUGGGGACCAAUCAACGAAUUAGGUAAAGAAAGAUCUUCCAUCAGGAGUACUGACAGAAUUCAUUCUUCUAGUGGCCGGAAGAUGGGGCAACCUUUCAGAUGGGGUUAAUCCUGAAAACAGUUCGGUAUAGAACCAAAAAGAUAACACCAGUAACUGAUGUGUGCUGACUUUUUCUACCUAGAAUUCCCCUUACUGAGAAAAAAUCAAAAUUAAUAACGAAAAUUAAAAAAAAAAUAAAUGCAUUAAUAACGUUAAAAUCCAUAAUAAUUAAAAAUUCUUAUAUCGAAAAUGUUUUUAAGGAGAAUUAUUCGAAAUGUAUUGCAGAAUAGGUAAUUGAUACUUGUGUAAAUCCAGCGUUGAAGUUGACACUGAAUUUGUAAUAGGCUCACACACCUGAAAGAAUAGAGUGAAAAAAAUAAUUAAGAGAUUCUGUUACGACAAACCACUACAAGAAAAUAUUUUGACAUAUUUCCAGUGGUUUUUUGAAACUAAUAUGUAAUGGCUUGGACAAUUUUUCGAUGUGUUCGAUGCAUUUUUAGAAGAAGGCUCGAAAGUUGCUAGAAAAUUGCGAACUUCAGUUUGUUCAAAACGAAUAUACCGAAAAAAAUAGGAGAAUUGAGGAGAGCCCGGAAAACGUUUAUACAAUUUCCACCAAUUUCAGAGGAUAUAUUUGCAUAUUUGUGCAAAAUUUAAGCUCGAUAUCGUUAAAAUUACGAGGUGUGAAAAAUGUGAUUAUAAACGCUGAUUUAUGGCUUUUUAACAAGAGUUUGAAAACAAAUUUUUCCAUGGAUUUAUGAAAACAUAAUUGUUGAUAGGAAGUAUGAAUAUGAAAUGUGAAGUACUAAAUUGUUUGUUGUUCUCUGAAAAGUUUUCAAUGGUAGAGCUAUAAAAGCCAUACUGAAUAUUUUAAUCUGACAAAUACGUACUUUGAAGCGAUUACAUCUUUCAUAAGAAUCAUACAAUUGGCAUAGCAAAAAUUUUCAUCAUUAUUGAAGUUUCCUGACUCGAUUUUUCAUUCAUUAAUUUUUUUCAAGUGAUUCUUCUUUCAGCUCAUUGGUUGAAUUAUAAUGGAAACAUUCAACUGAAAAAUUUCAUCAGCAAUUAUUACAGAUAAAUACUAGAAAUUUCUGUAAUGAUCGAACCUAUAUUAAAUAAUAAAACUACCCUCAGCAGUGAUUUGAAUGAAUCCAUUUCAAUUCAGUUUAGGUAUAUUAUGAAUUUUAUACUGAACAAUUCAAAUAUUUCCUGAACUUGAAAAUAAUAAUAUUAAUUGUAAAAUUCAGAAUAAUUCUCCUAGUUGAAUAUUUUUUAUGAAAAACCAAGAAAAAUGUACCCAUUGAUCUCUGCACUUUUUGACCUAGAAAUUUGAAAUUAAAUAACAUAAAAUUAGAAUAAUAAAUAAAAUAUAAGGCCUAUUAUAUCAGAACAGAUGAAGCAGGCCUAAUUUUUCACAAAAGUUACACAUCAGUUGCAUGGUUUCAAUGAGGAAAAAAAAGACUGCAGAUUAGAGAAAUAGUUUGGUUUGUUUGUUUAUAUUAUGAGACAAAAAAAAAAGGUUGCGACGCGAAAAGGAACUUCUCAAUAUUUUCAAAGCGAUAAUUUCCUCUAGGGAUAUUGAUAUAGUUGAAAAUAUCAAUUAGAUUUAUAUAUUGAUACUUGAUUUUUUCGAAUAUUAUCAUAAAUAUUGUAAAUUAAUGCCAUAUACAAUUAUUGUAUUUAUAUUAGUUAGAUGGGUAUCUUCUUCAUGUAUGAUAAUAAAGAACGACGA
Molecule: messenger RNA, 2447 nt
Organism: Harmonia axyridis
Lineage: Eukaryota; Metazoa; Arthropoda; Insecta; Coleoptera; Coccinellidae
Exons: 3
Coding region: 419-787 (122 amino acids)
Source: RefSeq, a predicted model, not a curated record